Messenger RNA from Punctularia strigosozonata HHB-11173 SS5, 1480 nucleotides. RefSeq names its product alpha-ketoglutarate-dependent sulfonate dioxygenase. Lineage: Eukaryota; Fungi; Basidiomycota; Agaricomycetes; Corticiales; Punctulariaceae. Gene Ontology annotation, cellular component: cytoplasm. Bases 145 to 1332 code for a protein of 395 amino acids. The transcript has 9 exons. The record is from RefSeq and is a predicted model, not a curated record. Gene Ontology annotation, molecular function: 2-oxoglutarate-dependent dioxygenase activity.
CGCCAUCCCACCUUCUCUUUGCGCGAGCUUGUGCGCAUCCCUGCGGAGUCGUCAUGCUUUGUCCGAAAUCGCAUAUAAGAACUGACUAUCGCGCGGCAGAUGCUUUUCUAGUCGCAGCUGGACAACACCUGUAACUGAAGCGUCAUGGCACCGGUAGCUAUCAACGAGACUUCCCCCGCGCAAAAGGUGGCCGAGCAGAAGAUCUUCAAUCCAUUCUACUCCCCAGCAAUCGCGGACGACGGCGAUACCGGAUACAAGUACGCACAGUACAAGCCAACGUUCCCCGAUGUCAAGUGGGAACCGUUGGGCGACAUAGUGGUUGAUGACCCGGCCAAGAGGGCAGAUCCUGAGAAGAAGGCUUUGCUUUCUGCGGCGACUAAGGUCAAGACAUUGACGCCGGUCAUCGGCACGGAGAUCGAAGGGAUCGACCUCCGCCAACUUACUCCUACGCAAAAGGAUGAGCUCGCAUUGCUCGUUGCUGAGCGCGGCGUCGUUUUCCUGCGCGACCAAGAAAUCAGCAUCCGCGAGCAGCUUGACUUGGCGCGGCAUUUCGGCCCGUUACACAAGCACGCGACGACGCCCAUCCCCAAGGAGCCAGGCCUUGAGGAGGUUCACGUCGUCUACAACGACGCUUCCCGUCGGCCCGACCCAUCCGCCUUCUCGAAGAUCGAACUCUGGCACUCCGACGUGUCCUACGAACUUCAACCCCCUGCUCAGACGUCGCUGAAGGUCAUCACCGGUCCUGAGUACGGCGGAGAUACGUUGUGGUCCUCAGGAUACGCUCUUUACUCUUCCCUGAGUCCCGGCUUCCAGAAGUACCUCGAAGGCUUGACCGCGGUGCACAGUGCCGUCGCCCAGGCAGACGGCGCACGCGCAGCCGGCCUCCCCGUCCGUCGCGAACCCAUCGAGUCAGUGCACCCGGUCGUCCGCGUCCACCCCGCCACGGGCUGGAAGAGCGUCUACGUCAACCCAGGCUUCACGCGUCGAAUCGUCGGCCUUCCCAAGGCGGAGUCGGACGCCGUCCUCCAAUUCCUCUUCCACCAGCUGGCCGAGAACCCCGACUUCCAAGUCCGCUUCCACUGGGAACCCAACUCGAUCGCGAUCUGGGACAACCGCGUCGUGACCCACAGCGCUACGUUCGACUUCUGGCCCGCGACGCGCCAUGCCCUCCGCGCCACACCUCACGGCGAGAAACCGACGUCCGUCGCCGAGUACGAGCGGGACGGCAAGGUGGCGAAGGAUCGCCAGAUUGAGAUCUGGAAGCAGCAGGGGAUCGAGGUGCCGGGCCUGCCAGCGACCGCCAACGGCCGUCCGCGCGGGUACAACGACUGAGACGCUCAGAUCCGAUGAGAUCCCGCGCGCUGUCACCCUGUCUGUAUCACGUCAGCCAGCUGCUUCGCAGUUCAAAACGCUUUCAAACUCUGUAUGUAUGUAGGGAAUAUAGGAAGAAAGGACGCUGUACAUCUUCGGACCGACCCUC